Thlaspi arvense is the source of this 1641-nucleotide messenger RNA. The record is from the annotation of a GenBank genome assembly. Lineage: Eukaryota; Viridiplantae; Streptophyta; Magnoliopsida; Brassicales; Brassicaceae.
AUGGAUUCCAUAGGCGUAUUUAACGAGGUAGAAAUCAAUGGAAACCCGACUUUCGUAUUCACAACAUCCCAACAAAUACACAGUCCAGACUCCUCCGGUGGAUGCGACCUCCCUCUUCAACCUCUUUUUCUAUGCCCAUUGACACGCUUUGCUUUGGUAGAAAGAAGAAAAGAAAACAUAGAGAGGUUCAGAAACGACGACACGUUUGUCCCGGUCUACGAUUCCCCUCACUUUCCCGACAGCAGAGGUCAGCUAGACCUAGUCGAGUCUUUGCCUUCUGAAUCCGGACGGAACGAGCCAAUUUGUAAGCUUCCCGUAAUCCCUCUGUAUUGGUGCAACAAUGAUGAACCUAGUAAAGAAAUCAUCUGUAUAUGUGGAAACUCAAAUGUCGGCACAGAUUAUUAUUUCUGCCUAGAGUGUGAUCUGCCGAUAUACCACAAAGAGUGUGUUGAGUCUCCACUUGUAAUCAAACAUCCUUUCCACCCAAGGCACUCUCUCCAACUUUUCAUGGCUCCUCAUGGAUGCAAUUGUGACAGCUAUUUUGUUCACACAAGAUGUGCGUUGCGGGGAGAUGUGUGGGAUGGUCAAGAACUCGAAGGAGUGCCUGAAGAACCCGACGUAGUUGCUGAGCCAUUUGAGACGAUAGCUGAUGGAGUAAUACUCCAUUUUACUCAUGGCCAUCAUAUGCGACUCGAGAUGAGUUUGAUUUACGACCACACAAGAGUUUGCCAAGCAUGUGUCCUUCCGAUCUACGAGGGUGGUUUCUAUGCAUGCAUGGAUCAGUGUGACUUUAUCCUCCACGAUGCAUGUGCAAAUGCUCCCCGGAGGAUACAUAAUGCGUUACAUCCCCAUCCACUUACGCUCAAGGCCGUCGUCACCAAUGGUCAGUUUCAUUGUAAAGCUUGUUGGCAGCGUGGAUGUGGGUUUGCUUAUGAGUGUCAAGUAGAUGAAGACUGCUUCAAACUAGACGUAACGUGUGCCUCGGUAUCUGAGCCUUUUCAUUAUCAAGGCCAUGAACAUCUUUUGUUCCUAGCCAUGGAUCCAGAGGAGAAGCCGAAAUGCCACGUUUGCAAAUCAGAGCCGAAAGGCCACGUGUUAAACUGCAUCGAAUGUGAUUUUGUGCUAUGUUUCAUGUGCGCUACCUUGCCAUACAAGGUAAGGUAUAAGCACGAUAGACAUUACCUCACAUUUCGCCAUUGGGGAGAGGCAAGUGACUCAGAUUGGUGUGAGAUAUGCGAAGGGAAAUUGAUAAUUGGGACAAAAGAUCUGUUAUAUGAUGGCCAAUACGCCAAUGAAGGAACGACAUGGUUCGAUGAGAUGCUAUCUGCUGAUGGCCGCCAAUACGCCAAUGAAGGAACAACGGGGUUCUAUGAGUGCAGUGAGUGUUGCACCACGCUUCAUAUUCAUUGCUUACUUGGGAAGCACAGAUAUAUGAAGCCUGGUCAGACUAUCACAGUGAAGAGGACAAUGAUUGAUGAGUUUUUAAUCUUUAAAAGAAACUGUCAUAUUCUUCACAACAAUUCUAAUCCUCGACCAACUUGCAGACAAUGCCAGCGUCGCUGUCCAUUCAAUACUGUUUACAAAGUUGGUACUCUAACCUAUUGUUGUUUGGAUUGUGCCACUCUUGAUGUAUAUGUGUGA